This is a messenger RNA of Onychostoma macrolepis, 1936 nucleotides long. RefSeq names its product olfactory receptor 10A3-like. NCBI's taxonomy places the organism in Eukaryota, Metazoa, Chordata, Actinopteri, Cypriniformes, Cyprinidae. The transcript is spliced from 2 exons. Gene Ontology annotation, biological process: G protein-coupled receptor signaling pathway. Gene Ontology annotation, molecular function: olfactory receptor activity; G protein-coupled receptor activity. The record is from RefSeq and is a predicted model, not a curated record. Gene Ontology annotation, cellular component: membrane. The coding region runs from base 721 to 1683 and encodes 320 amino acids.
GGUAAUCCAGUUCAAGAUUGGCUAACACUAGAAAAAUGCACCCAUUCUUUUUGGAAAAGGAACAUUGCGGAAGCCCCAGCCCCAUUAUACUAACAGUGUAAUAGAUAUUUAAAGUGAUCUGUUACCACAGCAUAUUUAAACAACUACAUUCUCACUUAAAAACUUUUAAAAAGUGACAAAAAGUUUAAUUGGGUUUGGUUCUCCGCCAUGAAGCUCAUGAAAUGCUGCAAGCGGACUAAUACAAUCAUUGAAACAGUUCCCGUAUGAUACUGGUAGAAUCUUACAUGGCUGGAAAUACCUAUCAGCCUAUAAGAUUUGAAGGCCAGUGUUUUAUUUUAUUUUAGUGAAAACUAUUAGAUGUGUUUCUAAAAACUAUAAAUCAAAUGUCCCAGUGGAAUAUCAUUUGCACCCCUUUAUAUUUGUUUUUAUUAUUAAUAAUAUUUAAGUCAGUAGCUGUACUUUUGCAUCUGGUUUCCUUUUUUUUUUUUUUGUCCUAAUGCAAUGAUUUAGAGGUUGGAGAACUACAUGGUAAUUUUGUCACUGUCUCUGGAGGAACUAUGUCAUUUGUAUUUCAACUAUGCCAUUGUCUUCGUAAUUGGUCAGAUAUAAAUACACAUCACCAGCACAUCUGAAUGUAAAGGGACAGAAUGUACUUUAACAGUAGCCUGUGAAAGAAGUGUGACAGCAAAGAAGUCCCAUAUCGAGGGACUGAUAUUCAUCAUGUCAGUGGGAAACAUCAGCUUUAUAAAGGAUUUUGUGAUAGUUGGCUUUCCUGGACUUCAGCCUCAUUACUAUGGACUUGUAUCCGCACUUCUAUUUUUUGUUUAUGUGUUUACAUUGGUGGGAAAUGCUUUAUUGUUUAUGUUGUUUGUAACGACUAAGAGCCUUCAUAAACCUGUUUACUAUUUCAUUAUAAAUCUAGUCGUGUGUGAUGUACUUUUCAGCACUACAACAUUACCAAAGAUAAUCAGCAGGUACUGGUUUCAAGAUGGAACCAUUUCAUUCUUGGGUUGUUUUGUUCAGAUGUUCUUUGUGCAUUAUUUUGGCAGUGUCUGUUCAGUUAUUCUGGCAGUAAUUGCUAUAGACCGCUAUGCAGCAAUUUGUUAUCCGCUUCAAUAUCAUAGCAUCAUGACAAACCAAAAUGUACUCAUUCUGUUCUUUGGCUCUUGGAUUGUGGGUUUGCUAGGCCCCGUGGCAAUAGUCAUUCGUGCUUAUCCUCUCCCUUACUGUGCAGAAAACUCAAUUAUACACUGUUACUGUGAUCAUGUUUCCAUCACAUCACUGGCAUGCACUGACAGAUCACUGUAUGGUAUUCCAGCCCUCAUCUAUGCCUUUACAAUACUGUUGGUGCCCUUUGCUGUUAUUAUAUUCUCUUACUGCUCUAUCUUCGUAGCAGUUAUGCAGAUCUCAGGUACUCAAGGAAGAAUGAAGACUUUCUCCACCUGCAGUCCUCAGCUCAUCAUAAUUGCUCUUUUUUUCCUACCCAGGUUAUUUAAUUAUUUGUCUGGCAACAUUGGUAUAAAGUUCAGCACUGAUUUGCGAUUAGUAAUUAUUAUGAUGUAUAGCUUGUUACCACCCAUGAUCAACCCCGUGAUUUAUUGUUUGAGAACAGAAGAAGUCAAAAAGUUACUAAUUAGACAAUUUCAAAAGAAACAAAUUGGUAUUCCUUUACGGUCAAUCUGAUGUGCUUUAUUUAAUGAGGUGGCCAAACUGUUGCCUUUGUCAUAAGGUCCUCAUCUCUAGAUAUCUCUAUAUUACAAAACAUACACCGUAUUCCAGCUAGACUGAAUGCCAAGAACACUAAUAUAAGUCUUUUUUUAGAAGGGCUCCAGACAAUUGAUUUUAUCCUCAUGAAAUUAAGAAUCUUUUUGCACCUUCUGCUGUAACAUUACUUACAGGGCUAAUAAUAUAUUGUAGACAAUAUGGUCAUUUUAUU